CCGCCGGUCCCGGUGGGCCAUGGGGGAGCCGCCGGCCGCGCUGCCGCCGCGGGAGCCGCCGGAGCCCGGCAGUGCCUAGGCUGCGGGCUUUCUGCAAGUCAUCGGGGCCGGGGGACGGGCCCCGCUGCCCUCCCGCUUCCCCAGCCCAGAGCAUCCACUCGGGAACUGUUUCAUUUAUUUAUUUAUUUACUUCCCUCCGCCGUGCUGUAUGUACCGGUUUCCUCAUCACCCGCCACCGUUAACUUCCCUGUGACUCGGUUUAACACUUGAGACCUCCGUGGAUGCUGCUCAGAGCACUUCUCUUGCCUUUGCUGUCCCUUGCUGGGAUCGGAUUCACACUACCCGGACCCUGUGUGCCUGUAUGUGUGUUCUGAGUGUCUUGACAUUUUGGUUUUCAUUACAAGAGCUAUGCAUUAAUUGUAACCAAGACCUAUGAAUGACCAUAGGCUUGGCUUGACCUUGAUUUUGAUGGCUUUGUUGGAAGAUCUGAUGAUGUGAUUGCAUGUCAUGAGGUGAUUGCUCUCCAGCCUCCAGCCUCCGUGGCUCAGUGUAUAAACCACUCCUGCCACACUGUCACUCAUGGACAAUUCGGAUUUUUCUUUUAAACAAACCUUGUUGCUAUUUUUAUUUUCUCACUUCUCCGUUCCCCCUUGUUUCUCCUUAAUGUUGGGAGCCUUAUUCUGCCCUCUGAUGUGAUUGAUAGUCCUCCUUCUCUUGCUGCUGAUUUCCAGUUUAAGCUACAAUGGCUCUGAGUGGCAACUGCAGGACUUACCUUCCUGCUCGGGAGCAGGGGACAGGGCUGCACUCCUUCCCCGAGGUGGUGGAGCUCAACGUGGGCGGCCAGGUUUACUUCACUCGUCACUCCACCUUGGUUGGCACCCCUCACUCCCUGCUCUGGAAAAUGUUCACCCCAAAGAGAGACACAGCCAACGAUCUGGCCAAGGACUCCAAGGGAAGAUUCUUCAUCGACAGAGACGGUUUCCUGUUCCGCUAUAUUCUGGACUAUCUCAGGGACAAGCAGGUGGUUCUGCCCGACCACUUCCCAGAGAAGGGAAGGCUCAAGAGGGAGGCUGAGUACUUCCAGCUCCCGGACUUGGUGAAGCUCCUGACACCCGAUGACAGCAAGCAAAGCCCCGAUGAUUAUUGCCACAGUGACUACGAAGAGGUGUCCCAGGGCAGCGACACGAGAAUUUGCCCCCCCUCGUCGCUCCUACCGCCGGACCGCAAGUGGGGAUUCAUCACCAUCGGCUACCGUGGCUCGUGCAGUAUUGGCAGGGAGAGCCAAGCAGAUGCCAAAUUCAGGAGGGUCCCAAGGAUUUUGGUUUGUGGAAGGAUUUCUUUGGUCAAAGAGGUUUUUGGAGAAAGUUUGAAUGAAAGCAGAGACCCGGACAGGGCUCCAGAGAGGUACACCUCCAGGUUUUAUCUCAAGUUCAAGCACCUGGAGAGGGCUUUUGACAUGUUGUCCGAGUGUGGAUUCCACAUGGUGGCCUGUAACUCCUCGGUGACAGCUUCCUUCGUCAACCAGUACACAGACGACAAGGUCUGGUCCAGCUACACCGAAUACGUCUUCUACCGCGAGCCCUCCCGCUGGUCCUCGUCCCACUGCGACUGCUGCUGCAAGAACGGCAAGGGCGACAAGGAGGGCGAGAGCGGCACGUCCUGCAACGAGCUGUCCACGUCGAGCUGUGACAGCCAGUCCGAGGCCAGCUCCCCGCAGGAGACCGUCAUCUGCGGGCCUGUCAGCCGCCAGCCCAACACCCAGACCCUGGAGCGGCCGGCCAAGAAGGGCCCACUGCACCUGCUGCCGCAGGCCGAGAUGCGCAGGAAGAGCGACCUGCUCCGGACUCUCACCUCCGGCUCCCGCGACUCCAGCUCCGGCAAGAAAAAAGCGCUGAAGGAGAAGCUCUCCAUCGAGGAAGAGCUGGAAAAAUGUAUCCAGGAUUUCCUCAAAAUCAAAAUCCCAGACAGGUUUCCCGAGAGGAAGCACCCCUGGCAAUCCGAACUGCUGAGGAAGUACCACCUCUAGGCUGCGGGUGGGGAGAGCCAGCUCCUGAGUGACACAAAAGUCAUUCCCAGUAAUAACUAUUUCUUAGGUCACCAAAACCAAAAUCCAUCUCUAGUACUGCCUAAUUUGCCUAUUUCACCUUAACAUUUCCGGUCGUAGGGGAACGAUAUUUUUGCAGUCCUGGAAGCACAAUGACAAACGCUUUUGUUUGUAAACCCGGAGUCUUACACAAGCUGAAAACCUUAAGGGCACGAGCAGGCCCACCCCAAGGGAUGCUGGCGUGGCCCCAGAGCAGGCAGGGCAGGGUGCUGAGGGCUCCUGGAUCCUGCUCGGAGCACACGAGCUGCAGGGAGGAGCACAGCACAAAGCCCCAGCUCUGCCCCGGCAGUUUAAGCAUGUGUAUUUAUAUAUGUGCAUAUAUAUAUGUGUGUAUAUAUAUCUCUGUGUAUAUAUAUAUAUGUAUAUAUAUAUCAAUAUAUACUGCUUAAAGAUUUUCUGGCUCGCUCCUUAUAACUGCACUUUCUCAGAAAAGAGCAUUUUUAUAGUCUGUGGAUGUCCCGUUCCUUCUCCAGGCCUUUGAGGGCUGAACAGUAGAAAUCCAUCUCCCUGUCUCUCUCCUGCUCCCCCUGCCAGGCCUCCCCCGUCCCUGGGGCACUGUGAAUGUGUCCCAGGGGAGACCAGGGCGCAGUCUGUGGCUUUGUGUUGCCAUCAGCAAAAUAUUCCGUUUGUUUGGGAUGCUCCUGGCCCUCGUGUGCUGCCCACGCCUCUCGUGUCUCCCAAGGCUCUCGGUGGUCAGCGGUGCUCUGUCCCCGCUGGAAAGCCCCGGGGAUGGCUGUGGGCUGUGCAGGGAUGCUGGGGAGGAUGUUCCCUCCUGCAGGUGCCAGGUGUGUGUCCAGGAGCAGCUGUCCCAGCUGGCAGGGACAGCGGGCACCGCUCCCCAGCCCGCCCGGGGGCUCUGCCCUGGGGAGCUGCAGGGGCUGUGCCAGGAGCAGCCCCAGAGGAGCCCCCUGUGUCCCCUCCCGCAGGUGCCAGCCGUGCCUGUGUCCCCUGUGUGUCCCCAGAGCCCAGGGACAGGCAGGGCUGGGCUGGCCCGGCAUUGCCCAGCCCGGGAAGGGCAGAGGGGUCGGGCUGGGGAGGGGGCACGGGCUGGCCAGAGCUGGGGCAGGGCAGCAGUGGAGAGGAUGGAACAGUGCUCCAGCUGUGGAGGCCACAGCUGGGGACAAACCAGCUAGAGGAGCUGGGAGCAAUCAUUUGUUUCUAAAGCACAGGAAGAAGAUUUAUAUAUAUAUAUAUAUAUAUAUGAAUAUAAAACUGUGGUCAGUGAUGGCGCUGGUAACACAGAACACUCGGAUUCUGACUCAGUAAGUGUCCUGCAGGUUCCAGGGCUUCCCCCUCCUGAAUUCCAGCAGCUGCUGUGGGAGAUGCUGUCCUGCCUGCUCAGGUUCUCCCUGCCAUCCUGCUGCAGCUCCAGCCAGGAGGAAGCCUGGUGCCAUCAUGCUGGGCUGGGCCGGGGAGGACGGGGACCCCUGAGGUCUCCAUGAGCCCACGGUGGUGUUUGGGGUCGGGGGCACCUUUUACCAGCCACAAGAGGAAGCAAUACUUGUCCAGAGGGAUCGAUAAGCAGGAGCUGGCUGCAGGGAGCAGGGCUGGGAUGUGCAGCUGGGGUCAGCUCCGGGACCUUGUGGGGGCAGGAGAGGCUCUGCCUGGGAAAUAAUCAGUGAAGAGACUCAGCACUUCCCAGGAUUGUGCUUUAGAGCUGGUUCAGGGUUCAGGACAUUCCCUCCCACUGGAAUUCAGGCUCGCCUCUUGUGCCACCCUCUACUCACAGGCUCUAAAGGCACAUCUUCCCACGGAAAUCAAUGUUUUAUACAAGCUCCACAGAUUCGGCCCUGCUUAGUUAUUUCAUGGUUAGUUUACAGCAUUUUUCUCUCCCUGCUCAACAUUUCCUGCAUCUUGUCCCCCUGGGACCCCUGCCCCUUGCUCUGAAGCAAGAACUGAGGAACAGACAGGGCUCUCCUCUGGGUUUCCAGCAGGGCUUUAGGACAGGUCACCUUUGUUCCUUGGCAGGAGACUGCAGCUAAAACCUCGUGCUUUCACUCCAGAUCUUUCCCUGUCUCCUGAACACGGCAGCAGCUUGUGCUGUGAGCUGGGUGCAGGAGCAGGCGUUGGGUGUGGGUGUUCCAGGGACACGGGAUUGCUCCGUGAUUAAUAACGGGGGGGAAAUUAGACCAAAUGAAAUGCGCCCAAGUGGGCUUGAUUUAUGUGGCCUUCAUGUCUCCAGUUUGAGAUGAAAUGGUUAUUGCUACAGAAAUAAAGGUCUUAAACUUCAGUAGGAACAGGCAGGCCCAACCUGCUGGGAAACCCAGCCUGGGCUGGGGCUGGGGCAGGGCAGUGCCAGCUGUUGGGUUCAUGCCCGUGUGUGUUUGUGUGUGUCCUGCUGCAUCUCUGAGGGACCUGCUGCUGCUCUGACCCCAUGGACAGCUGUUUUGUGAGCGGUUUGUGCAGAGCUGGGGCUGUGCUGGCAGUUUCUGUGCUGCUCAGAGGCACUGAGGGGCUGUAGGUGGAACACAGGGGCCCCGGGCGGUGCUGGGGGCUCUCACACCCCUGGAGGGGUCAGCAGCUCUGCCCAGUGCUGCCCAGAGCUCCCUUCCUUCCCUCCUCUGCACCACCAGUGCCCCACAGCACCCC
Molecule: messenger RNA, 4693 nt
Organism: Cyanistes caeruleus (blue tit)
Lineage: Eukaryota; Metazoa; Chordata; Aves; Passeriformes; Paridae
Gene: KCTD16
Product: potassium channel tetramerization domain containing 16
Biological process (GO): regulation of G protein-coupled receptor signaling pathway; protein homooligomerization
Cellular component (GO): signaling receptor complex; presynaptic membrane; postsynaptic membrane
Molecular function (GO): protein binding
Source: RefSeq, a predicted model, not a curated record